UUCCCGUGUUAUUUUCACGAAGAAAUCCCAAAACAUCGUGUAAAAUGAUGGUCUAAUAUCGUUGAUGUGGUAGCAGUUGCAAUUCAUUAAAAAUCUGUUGUCAAAACAGCUUCAUCGGAAAAAUAGUGCGCGCAGAAUUGUCAGUGUUGGCUCGUCACUACGCCAUUUCUCAUCUAUCAUUGUCUAAGGUUGAUAGCUACUCGAACACUCACUGGAAUUAAUCACGCUCACCAGUUAGUAAACAAAAGUAACUCACGUUUACUACUUAUUGACAAUGGGCAAAGCAAAAACACAACAAGUUUCUGCUAAAGCUGGCGACAGCAAUGAUAUGGAACGCUCGAGAGAGGACCUAGAUGUGUCGGAUGAUCAUAUUGAUUCUCUGGAUGACUUGUAUUCGAAGAUGCAGGUAAGUCAAAAACCAUGCCAUGUCGGUAUAAAUAUCGUGGUAUUUACCACCUUUGGUUUCACCGCCGCGCAGCGACAGGAUCAGGAGGACCCGUGUAAAACAAAAUCGAAAGUGGUGGGUGACGUGACAUAUUGCGAUCGGUACUGGGAGUGUGUCAACAACCAACCGGAGCUGUACGACUGCCCCAAUGGGCUAGUGUUUGCCGGGAAGCAUCGUGGCGUGACGGAGGGUUGUGACUACCCAUGGCGGUCGGAUUACUGCGAAGGCAAGCAGUUGGCAAAUGGACCUAUCUCAACGGAGCACUGUGACUGGUUGUACGGCAUCUUUGGUCACGAAACGUCCUGUACUCGCUAUUGGACUUGCUGGAACGGUACGGCUACCGAGCAGCUCUGUAUCGGGGGACUGUUGUACAACGAAAACGCUCACAGCUGCGACUGGCCCGAGAAUGUUGAUGGAUGCCAGAAGCACCCCCUUUGCAACGACGACGCUAAUGGAAACGUUCCGCUAGGAAAAUCCUGCAACCGUUACUGGCAAUGCCAGGGGGGCUACCCGCGGCUCCAGCGUUGCCCGGCGAUGCUUGUUUUCGACCGGCGAAGCUUGCGCUGUGUUGUACCCCCGACGGAGGACUGUGAGGUUCCGACUACUCCACUACCACUGGAGGGAGACGUUGAGCAGGGCAAGGGUAAUGCCAUUUCGAGUAGGCCUUCAGGCGCCAGCCAGAGCAAGUCCAGCGGCGGAAAAAACAAGAAUUAAACGACUGUUGGGAAAUAUGCGUUAGUUAAGAAUAUCCGCUGUCACACAGUCCCUCAAGAACAUCGUUCCAAUCACACACAAACAUACAUGCAGGACCGGAUUCACCAGCAGAACAUGUUCGAAACGCAAUCUUCAACCCUGGAAACGGAUGUCAGUGGAUCAUCCCCCAGCCCGAUCACAACAUGUAACAGUCUCACGACAGAUUGCAACCACAGUAUACGCCAGCAGAAGAUGAGUGCCCCCGAAAGAAAACUUCAUAAGUUUUGUAUAUAAAAUAUAUUUUUAAUUCAAAGUAAUGUUUAUACUAUUAUAUUAUUUCCCGCUCCCGUUUUUAUUAUGCUUUAUUAUUUAAAAUCAGUAUAUGGAGAGUGAAAAAAGAACCGUAAGAUAAAUAAAAUAGUAAAAUAAAAAGUA
Molecule: messenger RNA, 1573 nt
Organism: Toxorhynchites rutilus septentrionalis
Lineage: Eukaryota; Metazoa; Arthropoda; Insecta; Diptera; Culicidae
Product: protein obstructor-E-like
Exons: 6
Coding region: 275-1159 (294 amino acids)
Cellular component (GO): extracellular region
Molecular function (GO): chitin binding
Source: RefSeq, a predicted model, not a curated record